Musca vetustissima is the source of this 525-nucleotide messenger RNA. RefSeq names its product lectin subunit alpha-like. The transcript has 4 exons. Gene Ontology annotation, molecular function: carbohydrate binding. Lineage: Eukaryota; Metazoa; Arthropoda; Insecta; Diptera; Muscidae. The record is from RefSeq and is a predicted model, not a curated record. Gene Ontology annotation, cellular component: external side of plasma membrane. Gene Ontology annotation, biological process: biological process involved in interspecies interaction between organisms. The coding region runs from base 1 to 525 and encodes 174 amino acids.
AUGGUGUCCGAAAGUUUCAUAAAGUCAUUCUUUAAAAUGAAAUUCAGUGUAAUUCUAAUUUGUUUGAUAAUUCCAUUGGUGUCCGGUGCGGUUAUAAAGAAAUGGCAUAAAAGUGAUGACGGCAGUUUGUAUUUUGUGGAGAAUGAACAAAAGUUUAAUUGGUUUGAGGCCUUACACGAAUGUGCCCGCAAAAAUAUGUCAUUGAUUGCCAUUGAUCGUUAUGACAGGCACUAUCAAAUCGAUACACUUAUACGAAAUUUAUUUCCCACAAGUCCACCAUUUUGGAUAGCCGGUCAUGACAAUGCUGUUGAUACACGCUAUGAAUGGGCAACAACCGGUGAAAUAUUUACUUUUACAAAUUGGGGCACCGGUCAACCGGGUCGUUCGAAUAAUAAUGAACAUUGUAUUUUGAUAUGGACAACAUGGGAUUGGCAUGAUUUACCAUGUACCUCAAAAUUGGGCUUUAUAUGUGAAGAAAAUCGUCUGCUGAAGACAAAAUCGAAAGACGAAGCCCAGGAAGAGUGA